Cyphellophora attinorum is the source of this 4380-nucleotide messenger RNA. RefSeq names its product Metal resistance protein YCF1. Gene Ontology annotation, molecular function: ATP hydrolysis activity; ATP binding; ABC-type transporter activity. Gene Ontology annotation, cellular component: membrane. The transcript has 2 exons. NCBI's taxonomy places the organism in Eukaryota, Fungi, Ascomycota, Eurotiomycetes, Chaetothyriales, Cyphellophoraceae. The record is from RefSeq and is a predicted model, not a curated record. Bases 1 to 4380 code for a protein of 1459 amino acids. Gene Ontology annotation, biological process: transmembrane transport.
AUGUCGACAAUCUCGAACAGUUCAGAUGCCUUAUUCGGCCCAGCCUACACAGGUCCAAGCAGAAGUUUCGACUUCACCCUGCUCUUCGAGGACACCGUGUUGACCAUCAUACCGUCCACAUUGUUUUUGGCAGCUGCGAUAGCACGUGCAGUAUGGCUGGUCAACAGUCCCAACAAGGUCGUCACGUCCUUGAGCCGGUCGGCGAAGCUGGUCUUGCUCUCCGCUUUCGCUAUGAGCCAACUGACGGUCUUGCUCAUUCGCGCAACCAACCUACAGAUUGCCACACCAGCAUCGGUGGCAGCGGCUUCGCUUGACUUCGCAGCAGCUUGCGUCUUGUUCGUUCUUUCCCUAUUCGAGCACUCAAGAUCAGUCACGCCAUCGACAAUUAUCGGCCUGUACCUCCUCUUCUCGAUCACUUUCGAUGCGAUACGGCUCCGUACGUUCUACCUGAUCGGCGGAUAUGGUGCCAACGGAGUUGCUCACCUUCUCACACUUUCACUGAUUGCCAAAUUCGGCGUUCUGGUAACGGAAGCAACCGAGAAACGAGCCAUCCUGCUGGAGCCUUAUCAGAGUCUGCCACCCGAGCAGACAAGUGGUAUCUACAGCAAAUCCGUGUUCUGGUGGGUGAACCCGCUACUGAUGCUUGGAUUUGACACUACGCUGCGAACGGACGAUCUCUACACCUUGGACGAAGCGCUACAGUCCGAAAAGGUACACCAGCGCUUCAAGACCCAUUGGCAGGCAAAACGAUCUCAUGGUCCGAGGAGCCUCAUGGGCACUGCCCUCAGCGUCUUGAGGUGGGAGUUAAUUUUCUCGGCCAUACCUCGACUUUUCCUGUCAGCGGCUCAAUUCUCGCAGCCAUUCCUUGUGCAGGCCACCAUUCGCUACGUGAGCAACCAGAGCGAGCAGCCAGUCUCCCACGGUUGGGGACUUGCUGGAGCUUUCUUUCUGUCGUACUUCGCAGUCGCAGUGCUCUCGGCCGCCUACAAACAUCUCGCAAACCGUUGUUGUACACAGCUUCGAGGUGGACUGGUUUCGUUGCUUUACGACAAGACAUUAAAUCUCAGCUUGACGGCAAUCGAUCGAGACGCUGUUCUAACACUCAUGUCGACCGACAUCAACACCAUGGUCGACAUCUUGACGAUGUUCCACGACACCUGGUGCGGCAUCAUCGACCUCGCCGUAGCAAUGUACCUUCUGUACUUCUAUCUUGGCUCGACCUGCUAUGCGCCAGCGAUUGUCUACGUCAUUCAGCUUGCAGGGACCGCUGGUCUGGUUCGCGUCAUCUCACCAUUCCAAAAGAAGUGGCUUGAUGCUGUGCAGGUCCGCGUCUCAUUCACGUCCGCAUUGCUGCACUCGAUACGGAAUGUAAAGCUCUUGGGCCUCGCAGCAGUUGUCAAGGACCGAACUCACGCGCUACGGCUGUCCGAGAUCGCAAUGUGUAAGGCGUUCCGUGUCGUCGAUACCAUCAGAGUAGUGCUUCAAAAUGGAUCCAGCAUAUAUGCCCCGUUUGCGACUUUCCUGGUCUACUACCUUCGAUCAGCAAAUGAUGACUCCUCUCCGCUGGAGAUCUCGACAGUGUUUGGAGUUCUAACCAUUCUCAGGACAAUGGAAAUGCCAUUGAACGUCACGAUCUACUCCUCCGUACGUUUGGCAUCUUCAUUGAGCUGCUUCGAGCGUAUACAGCAGUACCUGUUGUCGGAAUCGCGGAACGACAACAGACUAUCGCUGGAAAGCGUGUACGAUUCCGAAGACUUCUGGCAGACAAGCGCCAUUGCCGAUGGCAUCCCAAUGAGACGCGUGAGCGUGUCUCGCAGCGCUGCAGAUGAUGCCGUUGUUCUCAAGGAUUGCUCUUUCGGGUGGGAAAAGAACAAGUCAAUUGUCAAAGAUGUGAAUAUCACUUUGAGUUCCGGCUCUCACAUGAUGAUCAUCGGCCCUGUUGGCUCUGGCAAGUCGACACUACUGAAAGGUAUCCUGAGCGAAACUCCGUACUCCCGUGGCUUCGUGUAUGUCAACAGCAGCACCAUCUCAUUUGCAGAUCAAGAGGCCUGGGUGCAGAACGGAACGAUCAAAGACAACAUAUGUGGCGCAAGUCCUGUCGUCCCAGAUACCAGUUGGUAUGACGAAGUGAUAACUUGCUGUGGUCUCGCAGAAGAUGUUCUGCAUCUCCCUCGUGGAGAUCAGACUGUCGUUGGCUCGAAAGGCAUAUCAUUAAGCGGUGGCCAGAAGGCUCGCUUAGCUCUGGCUCGAGCGGUGUACUCGCGAGCCGAUAUACUCAUCUUGGAUGACGUCUUCUCUGGACUGGAUCACGAUACCGAAGAUCUGAUCUUUCGAAGGCUAUUUUCACGUAAUGGCCCACUCCGCCGACAAAAGACCACGGUCAUUUUGGUGACGCAUGCAGUCCAGCGGCUCCCAUAUGCUGAUACCAUCGUCUCAUUGGACGCAGACGGACGCAUCUCGGAAACAGGCAAUUGGCUUCAGCUUUCAACAAGUGGCGGCUAUGUCCACGAUCUCAACGUCGACUUCAAGCAGCAGCAGGACGCUGAGGAGGAAGCCGAUGUCGACGCCAAGGACAAGAAGGCUCCUGUCGCAACUGUAAUGCCCACGGCGGACGAUGUCCGAGACAAUCUGCUGAGACGCACUGGCGACUGGGUCACCUGGAAGUACUGGUUCAAAUCUUGCGGCUAUCUGUCGAGUAUUCUAAGCAUUAUCUGGGGCUUCGUCUGGAUGAUUUCUGUUCAAAUGCCUGGCAUCCUCGUCCGAGUCUUCUCCUCAAACAACGCCCUUGUCAGCGGAUCGGCCGCACGGACAUUCAUUAUCGUCUUUGGACUUACGACCGUCGUGGCUUCAGCCGCAGUUCUGGCUGUCGUCUGGCAGAUCCUUCUCGUCAUGCAGCCGCGUAGCUCCACCAGCUUCCAUUGGAACCUACUUGAGACCACCCUCAAUGCUCCGUUGUCGUUCUUCACCAAGACCGACAUCGGCUCCAUCACCAACCGCUUCAGUCAGGACCUCAACCUUGUGGAUAUGGAGAUUCCAUUCUCCUGGGCGGACUUCGUGCUAAGCUUUGUGGCUGCAGUCACUGGUAUGGGACUAAUGGUAGCCUCGGGGUCCGGCUACUUCGCGAUCACCAUCCCAGUCCUGCUCGGCGUUAUGUACAUCAUCCAAAAGUACUAUCUUCGAACCAGCCGACAGAUGCGGCUCCUUGACAUCGAAGAAAAAGCUCCGCUAUACACCCAGUUCGGAGAAACGGCUUCUGGCCUGGCCACAGUCCGUGCCUUUGGUUGGACGCAGAAGUUCUCAGAAAGACAUACCGAAUUACUCGAUCGUAGUCAGCGACCGUUCUAUCUCCUGCUAUGUAUUCAACGGUGGCUCACUCUCGUACUCGACCUUAUUGUCACUGGCCUCGUCACGGUCCUGAUGAUCGUUGUGGUGGCAACAAGAGAUUCCAUCAAUCCCGCCAUGGUCGGUGUUGGACUGCUCUCGGCGCUUGGCCUCAGCAAUUCACUCACCAAUUUGGUAAUGAUGUGGACAAAGAUGGAGACCGCUAUCGGCGCUGUUGGCCGUAUCCGUGAAUACAACAAGACCACAGCUUCGGAACAUAAACCCGAAGAGUGUGACGACCCGCGACCAGACUGGCCUGAGGAUGGGGCAGUGAGCUUCAAUAACUUCAGCGCCAGCUACUCCGAGGACUCGGAUCUCGUUCUUGACGAUAUCAGCAUCGCUUGUCGGCCACUCGAGCAAGUCGGACUAUGCGGCCGGUCCGGCAGCGGCAAAUCAUCCACGCUCGCCUCCCUUCUCCACAUCCUCGAGUACCGCACAGGCAACAUCACAAUCGACGGCGUGGACGUCUCCACCAUACCCCGCGAAACCCUCCGCGGACGCAUCAACGUCAUUCCACAAGAACCCUGGUGGAUUACCACCGAAUCAGUCCGCUUCAACAUGGAUCCCUGGAGUACCAUCUCCGGCACCACCACGAACGCCAACCGAGACGCAGUCUACAUCUCCGCCCUCAAACGCUGCCACAUCUACCCCAUCAUCGCCGCCCGCGGCGGUCUCGACGCGACCAUGACCGCCGACUUCCUCUCGCACGGGCAACGCCAGCUUUUCUGCCUAGCACGUGCACUUUUGCGGCAGUCCAAGAUUGUGGUGCUGGACGAGUGCUCCGCGAGCGUGGACGUCAAGACUGACGAGCUUGUGCAGCAGAUCAUACGGGAACACUUUGCUGGGUGUACGAUUUUGGCGGUCGCGCAUCGUCUGAACACAAUUGAGGAUUUCGGACGGGUGGUAGUACUUGGGAAGGGAAAUAUUGUGGAGAUGGGAGACCCGAAAGUAUUAGGGAGGACGGAGGGCAGCCGGUGGAGGGAGUUGCGGGACUUGUGA